AUGCCUUGUCAUGGCUCAACAAAAAGUAAAUCAGCAGAAGAAUGGAUAGAACUAGGUGAUAAAGAUUUUAGAAAUCGAGAAUAUCAACAGGCAAUUUCCAAAUAUACGAAUGCGUUAGAGGUGGAUAGAGAAAACAAGAGAGCACUCUUAAAGAGGGCUGAAACCUAUCAAUUAAUGAAAAAGUUUAUCUUUGCUCUUUCCGAUGUGGAUGCUUUGCUUCGUAUUCAAUCUGAUCACACCCAAGCGUUAUCUAUGAAAGGACAAUUGGCUUUAUCACUUGGUUUAUUUGAGGAUGCAAUUUCUGCACUAGAAACUCUAAUUUCUUUGAAACCAAGCAAUGAAGCAACAGAGAAAUUGAGAAAGGCAAAACUCGGAAAAUCAUUGUAUAAGACACUCAUCAAAAUCCUGACGGAGGUGGGAGCAAGAGAGAGUUUAAACUUACUGAUUCAACGUGCUCAUUGUGCAUUGAGAGCAAAAUUAUUCCCAAUUUUAACUCAAGAUAUUAAGACUAUUUAUGCAAAGGAAAGUUCAAACGUCGAGGCUACCAUUCUCUACACAAAAUAUUUAUAUCUAUUGGGAGACAUUUCAAAUGCUAAAAACACAAUCAAAAAUAAGUGUCUCAGAGUAGAUCCUGAACACAAAGUGUGCAAAGAGUUGUUCAAACUUCUCAAGCAAGCAGAAAGCCUUCAUGAAAAAGCAACUUCCGAUUUUUCAAGUGGAAAUCAUAAGCAAGCGGUGAAUAGCUUUAAGGCAUACAUUGAUCUCAUGGAAGACAAGGAUUCCAAGAACAUUUUACCUGGUGUCGAUUUGACAGACACUAAAGUCAAAUUGUGUGAAUCAUACAGUGAAGCACAAGAUCACACCAUCGCUGACGAUGGUAUUAAAUAUUGUACCACCCUUAUUGAUUCUCUUGGUGAUGAAAACUCAGAAUAUAAGGUGGCAUGCCUCAUGUCAAGAGCACAACUUCAUGUUCUGCAGGAGGAUUUCGACAAAGCAAAGAGUGACGCAAACAGAGUGAGAGAAUCAGAACAUGCCAGCAAGUAUCAACAAAAGAUCCAACAAAUUUUGGGCAGAGUUCAACAACAAGAGCGUAUUAACUCCCAAAAGACUACUAUAAGGCCCUUGGGUUUGAUCGAAAGAAGAAGAAUGAAGUCACUCAAGAUGACAUUCAACAUUCUAAUUACGGGUUGCUCAAAGGGAAUUGGCUUGAAAUUAGUCGAACUUUUACUUUCCUCCAAUGAUCAACGUCGAGUUUUUGCAACCUGUAGAAAUCCAGAACAUGCCACACAAUUACAAAAUUUAUUACAAUUAUAUCCUGAUCGAUUGAGAAUUGAUCCUCUCGACGUCUCACAAGAAGAAACCAUCAAAACCUAUGUGGAAAAGAUGAAAAACCAAGUGAAAUUUCACAUUCUUAUUAAUAAUGCAGGAACAUUUAGUCCGAAUCGAUUUGAAACAUUGCUCAAUGCCACCAAACAAGACAUGCUUUCUAUAUAUGAAACAAAUUGCAUUGGACCUCUAUUGAUGGUUCAACACUUGUAUAAUAAUAAUUGUUUUGAAAAUGGAGCUAUUGUGGCAAAUGUAUCAAGUGGAAUGGCGAGCAUUAAUAGAACCAAUCGACCCAGGAAGAGAGUGAGUUAUUGUUGCUCAAAAACAGCACUUAACAUGUUAACAAAGAUGAUGAGUAUUGAGUUGGAGGAAAUGUAUAUGCUUUUUCAAUUCAUCCUGGUUGGGUAA
Messenger RNA from Naegleria fowleri, 1734 nucleotides. RefSeq lists its product as uncharacterized. The transcript is spliced from 5 exons. The coding region runs from base 1 to 1734 and encodes 577 amino acids. Lineage: Eukaryota; Heterolobosea; Eutetramitea; Acrasida; Naegleriidae. The record is from RefSeq and is a predicted model, not a curated record. Gene Ontology annotation, molecular function: protein binding; oxidoreductase activity.